Messenger RNA from Cercopithifilaria johnstoni, 4173 nucleotides. The record is from the annotation of a GenBank genome assembly. Lineage: Eukaryota; Metazoa; Nematoda; Chromadorea; Rhabditida; Onchocercidae.
AUGGAUAUUGCAUUUUUCUUAUCAUUUUUCUUUGCUGGUACCUCAUCGAGCGGAAUAGCUUAUGUCGGUAAAGUCGGGCAGUUUUGUGAUCCGAAUCCAAAUAACUUGCCAUGUACUACUCCAAAUACUUCUUGCAACAAUAAUAUUUGCACUUGUGCACCAAUGUAUGAAGAGGUCAACGGCGAGUGCAUCUUAAGAUCAAGUAAAACAUUAGCUUCAAGAUGUAGGAUAUCAGAAGAAUGUACGGGAAAAGGAGAAUAUUGCAAUAGAAGCAACGGAAAGUGCUGCUGCUUGUCAACACACUUUGUCUUAGAGGGAAAGUGUAAACCAGUAAUUUAUCCGGGACAAAGUGGUUGUGAAGAUUCAAGACAGUGUGCUAAAGGUUAUCCAGGUGCUACUUGCACAAGUCAAAAUAAAUGCCAAUGUCCAAAAGGUUUUAAAGCUAAAGCAUUCAGUUGUUUCAAAAGUAAACGAUACGCACCACAACAAAAACGAUCACAACUGCCUUCUUUGAACACUUAUGACCAAAGUAAUUUUAUCGAAGAAGCAAAAUAUAAUCCUUUCGGCAUUCCAAUAAUGCACAAAAUAUCCCUCUUAUCGUUAUGUCCUUUACAACAUGUAUUCAUCAAAGAGAUUGGCACCUGUAUGACAAUACGGCUACCAGGCGAAUCUUGCCAAUACUCUGAACAAUGUGCAGCAACUGACUCAGCAGCAUUUUGUCAAAAAUUAAAAUGUGAAUGCGCUCCAGGAAUGAAGCUUAAUGGAAAUUCAUGUGCUUUUAUGGAACCAAAAUGUGCUUUACUUGGCUAUGUUUGGGUGUCUGAAAUGACCCAAUGCAUGCAAGUACUACCACCGGGCGCAAAUGGUUGCAGUCAUUCAAUACAAUGCUCAACAGCAAGUGAUGGCGCAUAUUGUUCUCGGCAUAAGUGUACUUGUCCUGAAAAACAAGUACCAAUUGAUGGAACAUGCGGAGAGCAAUGUCGAGCAAACAUGAUCUUUUCUGCAAUAGUCGGAAAAUGUAUACCAGCUAUUAAACCAGGAGGGAAAUGUCAAUACUCAUCACAGUGUCAAAUGAAUGACACUGAAAUGAUUUGUGUUCGAGGCUUUUGUCGUUGCUCCUUGGGUAAAGUAUUCACAGGUGAUAUGUGCGAUGAAAGAUGUCCUUCAGGCUAUGUUCUCGGUAAAAAUGGGAUAUGCAGACAAGGAUGUAAUUCAAAACAAAUAGAGCACAAUGAUGAAUGUUAUGAUCGAAUGCCAAUUGGACAAAGAUGUCUUGUAAAUUUGGAUUGUAUGGGAGAAUUCAGAUGUGUCAACAAUAUUUGUGUUUGUCCAUCAUCAAUGAUGAUUAAGGAAGGUUUAUGCCGUCAAAAAGAAGCUAGAGCAAUGGAAUCAUGCGCAAAUGGUGAAAUUUGCUUGGGUGGAUCAUUCUGUCUCGAUGGUAUUUGUGUAUGUCCAGCAGGAAAUAUCAAUUUAAAUGAGGAAUGUGUUCCGAGCGCAACUGUACCACCAAAUUCAUUGUGUAACUCAACCGCACAGUGUAGCGGUGGAUCAACUUGCACUGCAAAUAUUUGUCAGUGUCCCAAUUUUCAGCAAUCUGUAAAUGGGAUUUGUGAAUUGCUUCCUGCAGUGUCAAUGGGAAAUGAUUGCCCAACUGGGAAUGAACGAUGUUUGGGCGAUUCAAAUUGUCUUUUCGGCAAAUGCGAAUGUCCACUUGGAACAGUACGAAAAUCUAGUAAAUGUAUAUUGAAGCAAAAAGUACCCAUUGGUUCUCCAUGUAAUUCUACUCAAAUUUGUCUCGGAAUGGCAAAUUGCAUUGAUGGCAUUUGUCAAUGUCCAAUUGGCAUGGUUUUACAGGAUGGGAAAUGUCAUGAUUUUACAUUGAUUGGUGCAGGAGAUGGUUGUGUUAAUGGAGAAUUUUGCGGUGGCGGAUCGAUAUGUAAUAAAUCGAUAUGUUUGUGUCCAAUUGGUACAACAAACCAAAAUGGUAUAUGCGUAGCUAAAGAAAAAAUAAGCUACGAAGGGACAUGCAUAAAUGGAGAAACAUGCUCUGAUGAUUUACUUUGUAUUGAUGGAAUUUGUCAAUGUCCGCAAGGAAUAUUUACGAGUAGUGGACAAUGCAUAUCAACAAUAGAUACACAUUCACUUGGUAAAUGCUCGAAUUCUUCUCAGUGUGCUAAAAACUCAUAUUGUAAUCAUCAAAACGGUCUUUGCAUUUGUAAAGAUGGAUAUCAGUAUCAUGACCAAUCCUGUAUACCAAUGUUUACUCGUACACUAAUAUCACCAAUCAAAAUAUGCAUCACUAAUGCCGAUUGUACAGCUGGUGCAAAAUCAGGUGAGAUUUUCAUGGAUGGCAGAUGUCAAAUGAUAUUUGCCGAACCUGGAGAAUCAUGCCUUAGUGGUGAAACCUGUAUAUCAAAUUAUGUUUGCAUUAAUGGUUCAUGUUUAUGUCCUGAUGAUGAAGUAUCUUGGGAUGGUAAUUGUGUUAAAGAGGAUAUUAAAAUCAAGAAAUAUAUCACCUAUGAAGCUAAGCCUAAUUCUCCCUGUAGCAAGGGUGAAUUUUGUGUCGGUGGAUCAUUCUGCAAUGUCAUGGAUGGAAUGUGUCGAUGUCCUGCGGAUACUAUCUUCCAAAAUGGAAGAUGUGAAUUAACUAAUGUGCAAUCGACUUUUACGCUUCCGUCGCAGCAAAUUUUUAAUCGAAAUAAGGAUAUAAUGAGGAAACCAUCGAAUCAUUCUAUAAUUAAUAUAAAUCGAGUAACACUUCGCAUGAAUCGUUGCGAAAGUAACGAUGAUUGCACGGGUGGUGCUUAUUGUUUCAACCAUCGUUGCAUUUGUCCAUUUAAUAUGAUUAUGAAAGGUGGCAUAUGUCAGAGAAUGUUUCCGAUUUCACUGAAUCGUAUUGAUAAACAAUGUACGGGAAAUCACGACUGUACAAUACGUAACAGCGAGUGCCAUAAGGGAAUAUGCAUUUGUCUUCCUGGACAUCGUAUAUCUGGAGAUACCGGAUGUAUCCCGACAGCAACAACAUUUUCCAACAAUCAUCUGCAAGCAAUAAUACCGACAGAAGUUAUUGACAUGAGCAAUAGUAUCACCAAAACAACAACAAAUGAAAUGAUAGAUUCAAGCCUAGAAGUUAAAUCAGAUGAGACAAGUCUUAAUUCCGCAAUAUUUACACCUUUACCAUUAAUUGAUGCUGGCAUUGAACGUAUCCCAUCAAGUCGUCAAACUGAAAUGAUCGUAAACAUAUCGGGUGGCGUAUGCAACGAAACAACACUCUGUCUAUUUUUUUCCGUUUGUCGUAGUGGUAUUUGCAAAUGUCCUCUGGGCACUCGCAUAUCCGAUACUGAAUGCAAAUUUAUAGUCGAUGUAACUCGUCUGCGACAAUUCGAAAAAUUACUGCGUGGUGGUUAUUCGAUAUUAGCGUAUGCAACACGUUCAACACUACCGAUCAAAUCGCGAACAACCAAUUUGUUACCUGUAACAACAUUUCGUCCUAUCUCAUCUGUAAAAGUUAUGACAACGCCAGUAAAUCGAAUUUGGAGUACGGAGGAAGUAUGGCCAACGAUACAUCCACGAAUAAAGCCUGAACUUCUAACAUCGAUAAGCAGUCGAUGUAAAACAACCCAGCAAUGCCCUCCUCGAUCUCAUUGUAUCAAUGGUUUCUGCUCUUGUAUCCUAGGUACUACUAUGUCUCGAUCAGGUUUCUGCAUACCAAUCAAUACUGAAUCAGGUCCAGGAAUGCCAUGUAUAAAUGGAGAAAAGUGCACUGGAUUUUCGAAGUGUAUCCGUGGAAUGUGUACCUGUCCACCUGAACAAAAUAAUAUCGUUGGUAAUGAAUGUGCUAAAACUUUUCGUGAAAGUGCUGGCGUAUCUUUGGUAUUUUCAUAUCGUGGAAUGCAGCGCACUGAGGUUGAUCAGGGAGAAAACAAUGAUUGCACAACUGAUCCGACGAUAUGUCGUGAUGGUACAUAUUGCUUGAAAGGUUCUUGUGUAUGUCCCACUGGUCACAUUUGUACGCCAAAUGAAAUAAUUGUGAAUACUGGUGAACCUUGCGAUGAAAAUAACAUAAGAAUGCAAUGUGCUGGUAAUUCAAUAUGUACUGAUGGUUUCUGCACUUGUCCAAGCGGAGAAAGAAUAAUCAAUGGUAUCUGUACUCCCAUAAACUCACAACGUUAG